UAUUUAAAGCCAUAACCAUCUAUCACUAUCGUUGCAAAUUCAAAAAAGAGGUAUAAAGUACACAAACACAGAAUACAAACAACACUUCAAUUCACAUUUCACAAUCAAACACAUAGCAUCAUCAUCAUCAUCAUCAUCAUUAUCAUGCAUCAACUUGAAGAACUACUCAUCAUCUUUCUCCCAUUCCUCAUCGGUUUAAUCCUAACAUUCAAAACCUUCAUCUCAUUCACCACAUGGAUCUUCAACACGUGUCUCCGAUCUGAAAAACACUUCAUCAAAUCCUACGGUUCAUGGGCGUUAAUCACCGGAUCAACCGACGGAAUCGGAAAAGCCUUAUCCUAUCAACUAGCAGAAAGAAAUCUCAACCUAAUUCUCGUAAGCAGAAAUUCAAAAAAACUCGAAACAGUUAAAAACGAAAUCAGUACCAAAAAUCCUCACAUUCAAAUCAAAACCGUUACGAUCGAUUUUUCCGGCGACUUCACCGACGGUGUUCGAGAAAUAGAAAUUUUGGCCCGAGAUUUAGAUCUUGGAAUUUUGAUCAAUAACGUUGGGAUUUCAUAUCCGAAGGCUAUGUUUUUUCAUGAGGUGAAAGAGGAAACGUGGAUGAAGAUUGUUAGAGUGAAUAUUGAGAGUACGACGAGAAUAACGAAAGCGGUUAUCGGUGGAAUGAUGGAAAGGAAGAAGGGUAGUAUCGUAAAUAUUGGAUCUGGUGCUGCGGCGGUUGUGCCUUCGCAUCCUCUGUUCACAAUCUAUGCUGCAACUAAAGCUUAUGUAGAUCAGUUUUCAAGAUCUUUACAUGUGGAGUAUAAACAAUAUGGAAUCCACGUGCAAUGUCAGGUACCACUAUAUGUUGCGACGAACAUGGUAUCAAGGGUAGCAUCUAUUGGGAAAGAUUCUUUUUUCAUACCAACACCUGAAGGUUAUGCAAAAGCUGCUAUUCGUAAAAUUGGAUAUGAACAAAGAUGCACACCUUAUUGGGCUCACUCAAUUCAGUGGGCCUUUGCAUGCUUAAUCCCUAACCCACUUCUUGAUUAUUGGCGCAUGUCUAUUGGCUUGCGACGACGUAGGAAUCACAUGGAUUAGAGUCUAUAUGAAUUAGUCUUGUAAGUUUAGUUUCGUUGGUAAAGAUAUUGCAUUAUUUAUGUAGGGGCCUCAGGUUCGAAUCCUGGUCAUCCCAUUUAUCCAUCUUACAGGUGAAAUUUCUAGCUAUUAGCUUACUAUGACAAAAAAAAGUCUAUAUGAAUUAAUUAGGACGAUCAUCACAGUUAAUAUGAAUCUUUUAUUAUGAAUUUGAGUUUCACUUGUAUGAAUUGUGGGUAUGUAUAUGUAAACUAUAGUGUGAUAUAAGGAAGUGUCCAAUAUAUGUUAUUAUUGCAGUUGGCAA
This is a messenger RNA of Trifolium pratense (red clover), 1384 nucleotides long. RefSeq names its product very-long-chain 3-oxoacyl-CoA reductase-like protein At1g24470. Gene Ontology annotation, cellular component: endoplasmic reticulum. The coding region runs from base 145 to 1083 and encodes 312 amino acids. Gene Ontology annotation, molecular function: ketoreductase activity. The transcript is spliced from 3 exons. NCBI's taxonomy places the organism in Eukaryota, Viridiplantae, Streptophyta, Magnoliopsida, Fabales, Fabaceae. The record is from RefSeq and is a predicted model, not a curated record.